UGGUUCAUUCAAAAAUAACGGGCACGCAACCUUGCCAUUUAAAUGUUUUAACAGAGGUUCGUUUCUCUUAUUUGUGUCCAGCGAGGAAUAAGUGAGAGUAGAUUCAGCUACACGCAUCAACGACUCACGGUGUCUCAUUUUAAGGUAAUACUUUUAAACGUAAAAAGAAAUCAUGGGAUCAAGUGAGAGCAAGAUGUCUGCGUCUACAGCAUUAAAACCAGAACCAGUCAUCAAUAAGACUCAAGUCAGUCAUCUGAUAGAUCCACGCUCUCCCUCAACUGGCAUAGAUCGAACGCCCAUUCAGGUUGACGGAUUUGUGUCCAAAACUUCUGCUAAAGUGAAAAGUGAGUGUCCUCUGGCAUUCGGUGAUCCCCGUUCACCUACCAUUGGCAUUACCCGCACGCCUGUAAGGGAAGUCAUGAGAGCUACAGUCGGGUCGCUUGCUCGUCGCCUGGGUAUGCUUUUCCACAAUGAGGCAGAGGGCAAAUCCCUUGAAGGCGCUAAGAACUUUAGCGAUGCUGUGGAGGAGGAGGUCCUCAGAGAUGAAGAGUUGGCUUCUGCGGAGUCCCUCCAGGCUCCACUGUUGCCCUACAACGUGGACUCACUAGCUGAGCAUGCUAACCUCCUGGCUACUCCUGUGCAGCUCCCUGUGCAGAGCACAGGUGACUCAAGUCCCUUCGUUCUUCUUGAGGAACCUCAGGUGGAGAUUGAAUGCGAGGAUAUUAGUCUGGAGGAGGCAGAAGAAGCAAGAGAGUCUCCUCUUCACAAGAGACUGAGCACGAGCCUGAUAACUUACCACGAGGGAGCAACUGCGUCCUACAUCUUUACUGAUGUGCACGGUGAUGGUGCGACAUCCCCAGAGCCCAGUGUGGAGUCACUCAAGAAUGAUGGGGAUCACUCUUACGCUGUUCCUUCCAUCACUGUUAAGUCCCCUGUUGAGCCUUCCCUCACCGCGGAUGUAGAUAAUUCCCCUGUACAGCCAGAGGAAGCUGAGAAACCUCCACAAGACGCAAAAGAAUCUCCUUCCUUGCCUCCAGUAUCUUCAGAGGCACCAAGUGUUCCCAGCCCACAGCAGCCACAGGUGUCCACCGGCAUCCGCUGUCCCACCUUUGACUCGAAGAGCCCCAGUCAGGCAGUGUUCAAGCCACAGUGGUUGAGCAAAGGCUUUGGUGCCACUGGGGUAAGAGCCAGAGGAGUGCAGGGGCACAGUGGCAAAGGAGGCGCCUCACCUCUUGCCGUUCGUGUGGCUGUUAAGAACAUAGCUAAUGAAAACAAGGGUCAGUCUGGAAAAUUGAAGCAGAAAGGUUCUGAAGGUCGCUCCCCACUGCAGAUCCUUAAGGAAACCAACUCUCCCAGGGAACACCGUUCUCAGAUGAAGCCAAAGGUCUCCACACCAGACAGGCAGAGGCUUGGACAGAUGGACCGCAGAGUGCUAGCCGUGUCUGUGGAUAAGGAAAACAGAUAAGGCACUACAGUAAUAGUCCAGCCUUUUAUACUUAAAACAUGUUUUUAUGUGUACAGUUCAUGGGCUUUUAAUGUUUUGUGUAUAUAUAUUACUUGAACCACCACCGUGCAGUUUUCUAUCUUGUUUUGUAAUUGUGUAAAUAUAAAUAAAAUUAUUUCCGUCCAUCA
Mugil cephalus (flathead mullet) is the source of this 1632-nucleotide messenger RNA. It is a transcript of the gene cdca3, whose product is annotated as cell division cycle associated 3. The transcript has 6 exons. The coding region runs from base 173 to 1465 and encodes 430 amino acids. Lineage: Eukaryota; Metazoa; Chordata; Actinopteri; Mugiliformes; Mugilidae. The record is from RefSeq and is a predicted model, not a curated record.